UUCAGAAAUGAAUCGUCUAGUACAGGCGGAGCUCGUCAAGAAUCUCAAGUGAAGCAGCGACCUUGGCUACCACUAGGGUUGUAGGCGGCGCGUUCUUCCAUUUAGCUUUAAGAUCGAUGCAAAGAAAGGAGACUAUCAAGUGACUUUCAAAGACUCAAAAGUAUGGGUGAAGGGCGUAGAUCUUCGGCACGGGUACCAAAGAAGGAAAAUUGUGUAACUGGGCGGACUCAGUUUCAAACGGGUACCUCAUCUCAGCCUCUCGAGCCUGCUGAUAUGCCUGCUAGAAUUUAUGAGUUGCUUCAAGAGUUGCAUGUUGAGCUUGGUCGCCAAUUCCAGACAAUGAAUCGAAAAAUGGAUCGUUUGGAAUAUGGGCUUACACUGCUGAUGGAUGAAUCUCAACGGCAGCAGUACCAAAUAUUCAAGCAACAGCAGCUGGUGGACAAUAAUAAUAUGGAAGACGAAGAAGGUGGAGAAGAUGAGGACCAACAAGAGCAUCACAAUGAAAGAACCCAGAAAGGGCAAAAUGGUGGGGGAGAGCAUGAGCGGAGGACCAAGGCUCGACGCUCGUAGAUAAUGAGUGGCUAUGGUUGUGAAUUGUGAUCCAACUGUUAGUGACUGUCUGUUCAGUUUCUUUUUAACCCUUUUGUUAGUUGGCUGUGAAUUAGUGGUUCAUGUAAACUUAAAAAAGGUGUUCUGAUCCUUGUUUUGGUCUUUUAUGGUGCCGAUGAAACUAAGCUGCUAUGUGAUGUUUGCAUUCAAUGUGUGGUUAACUUUUGGUGGUACUGUAAAUUCUUCUGUUUUGCAGUU
Molecule: messenger RNA, 807 nt
Organism: Coffea arabica (coffee)
Lineage: Eukaryota; Viridiplantae; Streptophyta; Magnoliopsida; Gentianales; Rubiaceae
Source: RefSeq, a predicted model, not a curated record